Macroventuria anomochaeta is the source of this 798-nucleotide messenger RNA. RefSeq lists its product as uncharacterized. NCBI's taxonomy places the organism in Eukaryota, Fungi, Ascomycota, Dothideomycetes, Pleosporales, Didymellaceae. Bases 96 to 416 code for a protein of 106 amino acids. The record is from RefSeq and is a predicted model, not a curated record. The transcript is spliced from 3 exons.
AACCCACCACGACGACCACUUCCACUGCCAGUACCACUUACAUCGUCUCGAUAAGCCAACAUCUACAACACAUCCACACACAUUCACACGCAACAAUGUCUGCCAACGUCCUCAGCAGCCGCGACGUCAACGCGCAAAUCAAGCCUACAGCACCCUCUGACGCAAAGGAGCCUAAGAGCAUGGAGUACCACCGGCAGGUGCUUGAGUCGCGCAUAAAAGACGAGCAAGCACAGAAGUACGUCUCUCCAUCAGACGAGAUUCAGUCCCCGGCCACACAGAAGCUCAGCAACUUCCGCAACAAGAACAUCAUGAAGAAGUCGAAGCCACAGACUCUCUUCCAGAAGACCAGCACAAAGAGCUUCGAGGCGGCUAAGGGCCAGCCCAUGUUCGCUGAUAUCCCCAAGAAGGACGACUAGACCACUGAGGCAGCAUAUACACAUGCUGCAAGAGCUGUCUUCACACUUGCAACUUCAGUGGAGCACAGUCGGACUUUUGGUUAGGCGCUUUUUCUUUGGAUCUAUACCCCAUGCUACGCAUGCAUGACAGGGUUCGGUUGGGACAUGACAAGGCUCUUUGGCGUUUCGGAUGAAAUUUGAGGUUGGGAUCUGGUACUGGGUUACGACAGACAUGAGCUUGGAAGUGUACGUUACCUUGGGGAACAAGGAGUGGGAUGGUGGGAUGCUCUAUCGAUAAGGAGCAUGCUGAGCCGCGCAGACGCAAUUCAUCUCGUGCUGCAUGCUACUCACUCUCUUCCAUGACUUCUUCACCUCCGAGCCAGCAAUCUCUCCAAGAUAAGAU